Molecule: messenger RNA, 1656 nt
Organism: Penicillium taxi
Lineage: Eukaryota; Fungi; Ascomycota; Eurotiomycetes; Eurotiales; Aspergillaceae
Exons: 3
Coding region: 1-1656 (551 amino acids)
Biological process (GO): transmembrane transport
Molecular function (GO): transmembrane transporter activity
Source: RefSeq, a predicted model, not a curated record
AUGCCUUCAAUCGCGGAUAUAGAAGACCAUUCUGGUAUCGACACGACUAUCGAGAGUCCGAUGUCGCAGCAAGAUACAGCAUUUAAAGAAGCCAUCGGUGAGCUCUCCAGCAACGAGAGCUUGCACAAUCCUGAAAGGACGAUCAGGGGCUUCCGCUGGUUUCUAGUCUGCAUCGCCAUCUUCUCCGCCAACCUCCUCUACGGACUAGACACCACUAUCUCGGCUGACAUCCAGGGGACUGUUUCAAAAGCCUUUAACAAUGUGACGCAGCUGGGGUGGUUAGGUAUUGGGUUUACCCUCGGCUCGACUGUGGCCAUUUUGCCGCUGGGCAAGGCGUAUGGUAUCUUCGACACGAAAUGGCUGUAUAUCGGCUGCUUGACCAUGUUCGCCGCUGGUAGUGCUCUAUGUGGCGCGGCACCCAGCAUGAAUGCCUUGAUCAUCGGACGUGUAUGGGCUGGUGUAGGGGGUGCUGGCAUGUAUCUUGGAACGCUUAACCUUGUUACUAUCACAAGCACCUCUCGGGAAGCAGCAUUCUACGUUGGAUUGAUAGGCUUUGUCUAUGGCGGAGGUUGUAUUCUGGGGCCGAUUGUUGGCGGUCUCUUCGCAGACAGCGGCGCUACAUGGCGAUGGGCUUUUUACUUGAAUCUCGUCAUAUUUGCUGUCACCUUACCAAUCUACCUAAUCGUGCUCCCUUCCUUCCCUCGUGAGGCUGACCGCAACUUUAUCCAGAAACUGAAAGAGCUCGACUGGGCCGGCAUCAUCCUCACGGCGGGUAUGUAUUUAUGCUUUGUCCUCGCAUUCACCUUUGGAGGCGCUAUCUGGGCCUGGAACGAUAGCCGUGUGAUAGCCCUAAUUGUGCUCUUUGGUGUCGUUACCGCUUGCUUUGUCACGUCGCAGCAUCUAGCAUUCUUGACCACUAAGAAGAACAGAUUGUUUCCGUGUGACUUUCUACGCAACCCGCAGCUUGUUCUGCUCUACAUCUGCAUGGCAUGCGGUGGUGCGGCGUUGUUCGUCGCCAUCUAUUAUAUUCCGCUCUAUUUCCUGUUCGUGUACGGCGACAGUGGCGUGCAGGCUGCAGUGCGCUUGCUCCCGUUUGUCUGUGUAUACGUCUGCUCCAUACUGACGUGUGGUUAUGUGAUGCCUCGCGUGGGUUACCACAUAGUAUGGUACCUUGUCAGCGCCAUUUUUCUGAUUUGUGGAGGUACCGCUAUGUAUACUAUUAGGGCAGACACCUCUCCUGCCCACGUGUAUGGCUUCUCUGUGCUGGUUGGUCUGGGCCUUAUAGUCAGUCAGGCCAGCUACUCUGUCGCUGCUUCGAAGGUGGACGCCGAUCGAAGCGCCGAGGUCAUUCAGUUCUUCAAUAUCUCACAGGGCCAGAGUCAACUGCUGGGACUGGUCAUUGCGAGCUCAAUCUACCAGAGCACUGCAUUUGACGGCAUGAAAUCUGCGCUGGCUGGUCUGGGGUUCUCGGACAGCGAGAUUCAGACAGCCAUUGCCGGCGCACAGAGUGCCAUUCUUGAACAAAUCAGCCCAGAGCUCCGUGCCAAGUGCAUACAGAUCAUCGUCAGGUCAAUCGGGUAUGACUGGUUGCUGGUUGUAGUGGCCGGUGCGCUACAACUGAUAUGUGCACUCUUCUUGACUAAAAAGCGCUUCUAA